AUGGCGCCCGGACACGGCCAGCGACCUUCGUCGGGAAGAAGCGUGCCCGCCACCGCUGACUUUCAGUACGAAUCAUCAAACAAGACGGUCAACAAGUUUCUAGGUGGUCGUCAGCGAGCGUGGAUGAGUAAUGCGGCGCCUGUGAAGCCCACUCCCCGUCCCCCGAAGGAAUCCCUGCAUGAGAGGAGACCGCCCAUCCGCAUCGACUCCUCUCAACAACCACAUCAGCAAGAAACACUUGCAAGGCCAGCCGCGGCGGCUGCGGCUGCACCACCACCUCCUCCUCCUCAAGUUGUCAACCGUCCACAGUCUCUGCCAGUUUCGGCGCAAACAGUCCAAGUUCCUCCAGACGCAUCUCCUGCUCUUCCUACUCCUGCGCCCAGCGACGAACCGAGCCCAGCACUGUCUGCACCUAUUCAGCCCACAAACUCCUCGCAAACGUUGCCAUCUGUUUCAACUCCUACAAGCUUUGUGCCGGUAACCACGGCCCACUUUGAAUUGAUACAGGCAGUUGCUACUUCUGAGGCUGUCGGGGCAACGAGUCCAGAUGCGCAGGAUCCAACUCAGCUGGCGAGAACCCCCGCCGUAGCGACAGGACAGGCAGCAGCAGUGCAAGAGGCUGAGAACCACAUUUCAACUGUUUCCGAUCCUGAUUGCGGAGCAGUCACAGCGGUGCAGACGCCCUUGACACCGAGCACGUCGACUGUCACGCCGAUGUCAGCUGCUCUUCCACCAUCGCCAAAUGUGCGCGAGCAGCCGCCGCCGCCGCCUGCCAAGCGCCAACGUGCCGGGAACAUGGCGUAUACUCUGCUCGCCGAUCUGAAUGCGUUUGCGAAACUUGAGCAUCAGAUCACGCAGAGUGGCGGCGAAUAUUCGCUUGAUGGCGACCUCGAACGUCCUCGUUAUUCGCUUCUGAGGAAUGCCUGUAAUGAAGGCGACUUGUUCUUUGUUGUCCUACACCAACUUUUUUGCUGUUGGACACUAAGCACCGAGUUUCUCCAUGAACUUAGCGUUGAGUGCGGUGCAGAUCCAAGCCAAAUAGACAAUGCAUUUGGACUGCUUGAUAGCAUACUCAAGAGCAACUCCAAACUGCGUAUUGCGCAUGCCAGAUUCUUUGAAUCAUUUCCUGCGCCGCUAGGAGCUCGCAACAACCAGUUCCCACUCUACAAACAGACCAUGGUGCAGGUUUUCACCUUUCUGACGCUCAUGUCGCAGCGAUGGAUAGUAGUCACUGAUGCUCACGUCAAAUUGGGCUAUCCUCUUUUGAUGGAUGAACUGCUGAAUACUUUCGGCCUCUAUUCAACUACCCUCCAGGCGAUUGUAUUUAGAGCUUCUCGGAGAAACCUGGGUGUCAAGGAUGGGCAGGCAGGCGAGGCUAUGGACCUUUUGUUCAAAACGGAUCAGAACGCACACAACGAUGGCAACGGCAACAUAGUCUCGAGAGUCGUGGCCGAUAUACACAACGAUCAACGCAACAUACAAUUGAUUCAUACCUAUAAGAUGCUCGUAGCCCAGGCGCGCGCCUCUGGUCAGGCUUUCCAGCAACGCCAGCGGGUGCCCUACCAACCACAGCACUUGAGCCAACAACCUAAUACAAUGAUGAGGCAUCCCAACAACCAUGUUCCCGUUACAGGACAUGCGUCUGGAGGAGCAGGAGUUUCACAGAACAUGGUGUCUGCUCCGAACGGUCAAGCAUCCGCUACCGGUGCGUUUGGAGGCAACUUUGUGUUUGCUCCAACCGUUGCUAGCCAGCAAUACUCAGUCCCAUCAACUCAUUUCAACCGAGCUGCAAGUAAUGGAGCUGUCAACUCGCCUACAAACGCUACGUUCUUUAGCCAGUUGAACAAUAACAAUACCCCAAUCGCGACAGGACCUCAGCAAUCGCCCAUCAUGGCACAAGGGCAGUUCCUCCAGAUGCUGGGCUCUCCUGGGGCCCAAUUCAGUGCUAGCCCGCAGUCUUCACCACACUUGGCUCAAAGCUUUCCAUCAGCACUGCACUCGAGGCGCAGCUCACACCACUUGCAGGCACCUGCUGUGCAAUCACCACAGAUGCAGAACAUGAUGAACCUACCCCAGCAGAUGCGAGGAUCACCAGUCCAAAAUAACAUGAAUUCUGUGCAGCAAACGCAAUUGCCGAAUCCGUCCUCGCCACAUCUGCCGCCAGGUACCUCUCAGUCGCCUGUUCAGAUGCAGCAGAAUAUGACGGCGAUGUCAUACGCGGCACAUGUCCGUGCUAAUCAACGUCUGAAUAACGCAGCAGUCGACGUGCGACAACUUCAGCCCACGCCAUCACAGCAGCAGCUGCAGCAGCCAUCCCUUGCGAUGUAUGCAGCAGCGUAUGCAGACCUUGGCCGCCAGAACAAUAGUACCCCCAACAACCAAUCGCUUCCUCCAGCCCGAAUGCAUGUCACGGCAACCGCUGACUUCCGCCGCCAUCCCCCCACACGCAUUCCACAGGAUCAGCAUCCACAUGAUGCUCACAGCAGGAAGUCGCUUGAAAUGUCACUACACCAGUCACAUUUAAGAAGUCCCAGGAGGAUCCUCAAAGGUAUUAUGUUCUCAAGUCAGCAUGAACGGUAUUAUCAAUACAUCAAAUAUCUAGCGCUUGACCCUUCACCAAUACCCCAGCAGAAGUAUCUUCACGUCUUUCAAUUCAACGUAACUCAAUCAGAGGUUUUCAAACUCUCCAGCGAUUCCCCAGCAAACGCACUAGGCCCUCCUUCCAACUUCUACUUUGACGGUUCCUUACGCAUCAGAAUACGGGUUUGUUUUGCGAGGGGCGUUGGAAGAGUGCCCUCCGAGCAGGAUUGGAUCGUUGCUGAGACUGACUGGCCCGAGCAUAUCCAAAUGCAAUUGAAUAAUCAGCCGCUAAUGUUCAGACGUAAACAACAUCAUUCCAAGGACCAACCCGUAGAAGUUGGAGGGUUUGUCGUGGCUGGGGAGAAUAUUCUCAAAGUGUCGGUACCUGUUCAAAAGCCAUUUGAAAAGGGAAUGCCUUUUGUCGCCGUGGAGGUUAUCGAGACGCUGAGCCACACUUCUAUGUAUGCACUGCCUAACCUUUCCGAUGAGGCAGUCAUCCCAGCAGAAGAGACGCGCGUGGUGAUCCAAAAUCGCUUAGGCGGAGCAUCAAACUCAUGUGACGACGACGAACUGGCCAUGGUCUCAAGCGAUCUCAGCAUUAAUAUUACUGAUCCGUUCAGCAUGAGCCUGUGGAAUACGCCAGUCCGAGGCAAAGGUUGCACGCAUCUGGAGUGCUUCGACCUGGAGACUUGGUUGACAACUCGUCCUGGCAAAAAGUCAUGUACCUGUGGGGCCAAAAGGGCAUCGGAUUGCGAGCUGUGUCCCAAAGAGCCUUCGCUCGUCGAUAAAUGGAAAUGUCCACUCUGCUCAGGCGAUGCGCGACCUGGUAGCCUAAGGAUCGAUGGUUACUUCGCAAAGGUCAGAAGGGCUUUGGCAAACCAAAAUUUAUUGAGUGUGAAGAAAAUUCAGGUGACCACGGAUGGAUCAUGGACUCCAAUCAUUCCGGACGAUGAUGAUGAUGACAACACUGACAGCGACGACGACGGUCCGGCAAGGAAUGGAUCACUCAAGAAAGCACCAAUAUCCAGACCACCUACGAAUCAAGUGGCCCAGCAGCGGGGCAGAACCGCACAAGUAGAAGUCAUAUGUCUAGAUGAUUGA
Pestalotiopsis fici W106-1 is the source of this 3681-nucleotide messenger RNA. RefSeq lists its product as uncharacterized. The record is from RefSeq and is a predicted model, not a curated record. Gene Ontology annotation, biological process: protein sumoylation. Gene Ontology annotation, molecular function: SUMO ligase activity; zinc ion binding. NCBI's taxonomy places the organism in Eukaryota, Fungi, Ascomycota, Sordariomycetes, Amphisphaeriales, Sporocadaceae. The coding region runs from base 1 to 3681 and encodes 1226 amino acids. The transcript is spliced from 4 exons.